This is a messenger RNA of Arvicanthis niloticus (Nile rat), 4951 nucleotides long. It is a transcript of the gene Arhgap19, whose product is annotated as Rho GTPase activating protein 19. The record is from RefSeq and is a predicted model, not a curated record. Gene Ontology annotation, biological process: signal transduction; regulation of small GTPase mediated signal transduction. Gene Ontology annotation, molecular function: GTPase activator activity. Gene Ontology annotation, cellular component: cytoplasm. Lineage: Eukaryota; Metazoa; Chordata; Mammalia; Rodentia; Muridae.
UCUAAGGGCUAAGGGGCGGAGCCUGAGGCGGGGCCGCAGACCAAGCUGCCGCGGAAGAUGGCGGCUGAGGCGCUGAGUGGAGGGGAGGCGCCGGUCUGCGACUCCGGCCGGAGUGAUGCCAUCUGCAAUUUUGUCAUUUGCAAUGACACUCCCCUUCGAGGUCGGCCUGUUAUCUUCAAUCCUGACUUUUUUGUGGAGAAACUCCGACAUGAGAAACCAGAGGUGUUCACUGAAUUGGUGGUCAGCAAUAUCACAAGACUUAUUGAUUUGCCUGGAACUGAGUUGGCUCAGCUGAUGGGUGAAGUGGACCUUAAGUUGCCUGGUGGGGCUGGCCCAGCGGCAGGAUUCUUCAGGUCUCUAAUGUCUCUCAAGAGGAAGGAAAAAGGAGUGGUAUUUGGAUCUCCAUUGACGGAGGAAGGCAUUGCCCAGAUAUAUCAACUGAUUGAAUAUCUGCACAAAAACUUGCGAGUAGAGGGCUUGUUUAGAGUACCAGGCAACAGUGUCCGACAGCAGCUUUUGAGGGAUGCUCUCAAUAAUGGGACCGAUAUUGACUUGGAUUCAGGAGAGUUUCACUCAAAUGAUGUUGCCACGCUGCUGAAGAUGUUUCUAGGGGAGUUACCAGAGCCCCUGCUGACUCAUAAACAUUUUCAUGUGCACCUCAAAAUUGCUGAUCUGAUGCAGUUUGAUGAUAAAGGAAAUAAGACCAACAUACCAGACAAGGAGCGGCAGAUUGAGGCCCUGCAGCUGCUCUUCCUAAUCCUCCCUCCAGCCAAUCGGAACUUGCUGAAGUUACUGCUUGAUCUCCUGUAUCAAACGGCAAAGAAGCAAGACAAGAAUAAGAUGUCCGCCCAUAACCUUGCUCUUAUGUUUGCACCCCAUGUCCUGUGGCCCAAAAAUGUCACUGCAAAUGACCUUCAGGAGAAUAUCACAAAGUUAAACACAGGGAUGGCUUUUAUGAUCAAACACUCUCAGAAACUUUUUAAGGCUCCUGCUUAUAUUCGGGAAUGCGCCAGGUUGUACUAUUUGGGCUCCAGAACUCACGUGUCGAAGGAUGAUCUUGAUCUGACAACCUCAUGUCAUGCCAUGUCCUUCCAGCUGGCAAGAUCUCAGAAACAGAACAGGGUAGAUUCUUAUUCCCAGCAGGAGGAGACCCAGCAACACACAGAAGAGGCACUGAGAGAGCUCUUCCAACAUGUUCAUAACUUGCCAGACUCAGCAAAGAAGAAACAACUUAUCAGACAGUUCCAUAAGCAGUCUUUGACUCAAACGCCAGGGAGAGAACCUUCUACUCCCAGGGUCCAGAAGAGAGCCCGCUCACGCUCCUUCAGUGGGCUUAUCAAGCGCAAAGUCCUGGGCAGUCAGAUGACUUCAGAAAAGAAAAACAGUUCUCCUGCUCCAGAGUCUGUGGCCAUGGGGGAACUGAAGAAAGCCAGCAAAGAAAAUACGAACUUGUUCUUCUCUGGCUCUCCAGCUGUCACAGUGACACCAAUGAGAUUGAAAUGGUCUGAGGCGAAGAAAGAGGGAAGAAAAGGAUUCUUUUGAAGGCUCUACUUACUUCUGCUCUUCACAGUGAAGUUUCUCUUCGGUGGGACAAGUGUUAUUUCUGUUUUCAGUGAAAUUUGGACUUGCAGCUUGCUUGCUGCAUUUUGACUUGUGAAAGCCAACUCAAACCCUGACACGACUAAUACCUCUAACCCACUCACUGGAUGUCUCUGACACUGUGCCUCUGAGCAAGUGCUACACUCUGUGUUUGUUUUUAAUGUCAGGAAGCCACUAGCUGCCUGAGCAGCUUACACAGUGCAGCAGGUAGGCAGGGCCAGCUGCUCUUACUCAAUGUGCUCAGGUCAGUUCUGUUUCUUCAAAUAGAAGAUUUUGUGUUUAAUUGCUAGUAAUAUUUUUUAAAAGUACUGUAGGUCUUAGUGGAUUGUUAUUAUUAUUAACUGGUAUUUGAGGCUUUCCUCUGUGUUGUUAGUAUUGAGUAACUGCUUGGUUAUUUACUUGUUUUAAAAGCCAUUAUUUUGAUGGAUAAUUAAGCAAAUUACAAGUUAAAUUCCUUUGACCCAUUUUUAUUUUGAGCUUGAGAAAUCUCUUUAUUUUUGUGUUCAAAGAAUUUACAGCUUUCCUAGACAAUCUAUUAUUCUUGUGUCUAAUAUAGAGGAUUUGACCUGCCAAUGAGAAAGAGUUCAGUACAGUGUAUUUAACAGAUCUCAGUUACUAAGCUGCACCCCAUACCUCUGUCUUCCCCUUAUGAUGUGAGAUGGCUGUGCGGUUGUUACCUUGCUUCCUUCAUUAUCAUCCUUUCACCUAGAACCUGGCUGGUGCCACUGCAACACUCUGUGCUUGGUUACUGUCACUUGGCAAAUGUUGUUUGUGAUGUGCUUCAUAGAGCUUGCUGCAGUGUGCAUAUAGUGGAAACUGAAGUUGGCCCAGGAGGGGCUGGUUGGCUUCGGUAGGAUCCUGUCACGAUCCUGUCACAGGUUCCUAGGGAUCAAAUGUGCUGCUCACCUGUCUCCUGAGAGCAGCUUGGAAUCAGGAAAGGCAUGUGUGACAGUCUCUGCAGGGUCCUUUCCACAGGAAGCACUUGUGGUGUGUCCCUGCUCAUCUCCUUGUCCGGAUGGGUACAGGAAGUGAUGAAGUAUGUUGAGCCACUGUCUAGUGAGCCGCAGGUGGCAGUUGAAGAUGUCGAGGUGUGGGCCUGGAUCUGUGGAAAUGUGCAACCAUGCUCACCCUCCUGUGGGGAACCAGCUACCCAGCAAAAUACGGUUCCAGGCUGAUGAUAGACAGUUGAACAGUGUCAUUGCUAAGAUGAAGGCUGAAGUUAUCUGUCUGUCUGUCUGUCUGCCCUCUCUCCAUACUACACUGUCUUGUUGUCCUCACAGCCAUGCUGAAGGAGAAUGUGAUAUUUGCCCUUCUAGCUGGAUAAUUUGGGAGCAUGGAGGUAUGCAAUCUAUAAUGACUUUUAAGUUUCUUUCUCUAAAGCAGUUGUAGGUCAUCCUUAAGGGUCUUUAUUAGCAAAUUCAUUUGUCUAGGUUUUUGACUCUUUCUGGUGGUGUUGUUACUAAGAAAAAGGUUCUUUUCUUUUUAAAAUAAAUUUCUCGUGCCAGGUAUAUAGUGAGGUCAAACAGAAAUCCCUUUUGUAAUAGCAAAUCAGAGACGCUGUCCUCAGCAUGGAGCUUGCUUUCAGUGUUCCACCAUGCUGUAAUGUAGCACUAUGCAGAGCUAGCCAAGCAGUGCCUUGACGCAUCCAGGAGCUCUAUACUCUGAGCGAGCGAGAGAGAAAGAGAGAGAGAGAGAGUGGGACUGAGGAGGCGAGUGUGGGCAAAUGGAAGCAAUGCCCAGGGGUGGUCUGGUCGAGGGUGGUGAGAGAGGAGUGCCCUGUGCAUGUGCUCUCUCUAGCUGGCCUCUUGGGCAGUUAGUUACCACCUGUAUUUGGGAAUGUAUAUUUUAUUUAUUUAUUGGAUAGUCAUUACUUGCUUUAAGGGUAUUUUAGGUCAUUUUUUUCUUAUAGAAGCUGUGAUCCAGUGCAGAAUAAACUUGAGGAAAAGCAUAACCUUCCGUGUCUUGUAAUAUGUGGCUGUUCUAACCUGUGGUAUCUUCUGGGAAACUCAGACAAAAGCUCCACCACUGUCACAGAAGGUGACAGGUGUUGCUGUUGUGUUGCCCUUCUGACAAGGAGUACAGUUGCUGUUUUUGAGCCAGUAUUUAACAAAUGUUUUUAACCUUUUGUUUGAGACAGAGGUUUUUCUGUGUAGCCCUGACUGUCCUGAAACUCACUCUGUAGACCAGGCUGGCCUUGAAUUCAGAGUUUUCCUGUCUCUGCCUCCCCAGAGUUGGGAUUAAAGACAUGAGUGGCCACUGUCCAGCUGACCUGUGUCUUAAAGGAUGUUUAUUGUAUUUAUUUUCCAUGUUGGAGCAAUCUCUUUGACAGAACCUUUCUUUUCUUUCUGGGGUUGUCAUAGGCUUUGAUGAUGUGUCAAAGUGUCGAGUGGUUAUUGUUGCCAGAGGGUCCCAAGUCUGAAGAGACAGCUAUCUGCACUAGGUAAAUGGAUAGAGGCUGUGGGCCAUUUCUCUGACAUUUCACAGAAGUGGAUUUUCUCACUGAGAUCAGUGAUCAGGUGUGAACCCGUCCCCACCUGUCCUCCUGCCCACAUUCCUCAUCACACAUGCACUGUGUAGGGAACAGUUGGGAGGCAGCAUUGCUUGUACCUGAGUGCCAGAACAUUGUAGAAGUACAGCUGAUGGGUCCCGAGGGAGCCCACAGUUGUCCAUUCACACAGAACGUGCUAUACUCUGAAGGUCCUCCUAGAGUCAGGAUUGCUGAAAAAGCACCCUGGAGAUGAGGCAGCACAAGAUGCUGACUGACAGGCUGUGCACUGAGGUCUGUUCUCUGUGACAUCGUUUUCCCCUGGAGACAGCAUCAUUCCUGCUCUCCUACACCCCGGAGUCUGUAGUCUGAAGUGAGUGAGGAUCCAGAGCUAAACCAACAGGAGUGUCCUAGAAUUUGGAGAGGAUGUGACUUCCUAAGAUGGAGCUUUUGAGUGACCUUAGUGCCUGGCAGCCUGAGGGCAGACUCCCGGGGAACGUGAGAGCUGUGUGCAGUUGAUGGAGGUAGGCCAGUGAGGAGAUGGAAGAGAAAUAAUAGCUUGAGUGCUUUGUCACCAUGGAAACUGGAGUUCGUGAGGCCAUAGCCCGUGCUGAAGAGCUUUUGAGCAUGCCCCUGACAUGCUUGGUCCAGUGUGCUUUAGAGAAGGAGUUCUCUCACCUAAGGCCUUUCAGCAAGGCUCACUCGCUCACUCACUCGACCCCCAAAAGGUUUCUUAGGAGAAGGUUGUACCUAUUUGUUAUUUUUUAUUAUUUUGCAUAUAUAUAUAUAUAUAUAUGUAAUUGUAAAGAAACAAUAUUGUUUUUUAUAUUCAUGUAAUACUCUGAAAUUAAAUUUUUUCUGUUUCAU